AGAAGCGGAUGCACUGGAUGGGAACUUACCAGAAGAGAGCUGUGAUUUUUCUUUUUUUUUUUUUUUUUCCUUCUCCCCUCAUACCUUCCCGUCUUGAAGGACGCGACAGUGCUUUUUUUAUGGACAACACUUGCUUAGCCGUGUGAAUUGUAAAUACCGAAUCAGCAGAAGAAGGACGCAAUUUCGGGGACCUACACACACACACACACACACACACACACAAAAAGGAGUUGCCACAGCAGCUAGCGCAAGGGAGCGGAAACGUCCUCAUGGUGUGUUUCUCCAGUUGCCCACCCGUCGCAGUGUGUCUCACCCUCCCAAACCGAGAUGUCCAUCGCCAACACGCCCACCAGCAACGACGCCUGCCUGAGCAUCGUGCACAGCCUGAUGUGCCACCGGCAGGGCGGCGAGAGCGAGAGCUUCGCCAAGCGGGCCAUCGAGAGCCUGGUGAAGAAGCUCAAGGAGAAGAAGGACGAGCUUGACUCGCUCAUCACCGCCAUCACCACCAACGGCGCCCAUCCCAGCAAGUGCGUCACUAUCCCCAGGACGCUGGACGGACGACUGCAGGUGGCCGGACGCAAGGGUUUCCCACACGUGGUCUAUGCCAAGCUGUGGCGCUGGCCCGACCUGCACAAGAACGAGCUGAAGCACGUCAAAUACUGCCAAUACGCCUUCGACCUCAAGGCCGACAGCGUGUGCGUCAAUCCCUAUCACUACGAGCGGGUGGUCUCACCCGGAAUCGACAUAUCCGGACUGAAUCUCACGGGCUCCAGGCCCGGCUCGGCGCUGAUGGUCAAAGACGAGCACGAUUUCGACGGCCCCCAGAGCCUGCCCGCCAUGGACGAGGGCCGCUCCAUGCAGACCGUCCAGCACCCUCCGUCGGGGGGCCGCCCUGGACCCUCCGACUUAUUCGCCCCCACCAACAUGCUUCCGCCCGCCGAGGCGUCCACCUCCGCCUCCACAUCGUCGUUCCCCACUGUCGCUACAGGAUCGGCUAGUGGCAACACUGUCUGGUCAAGGAACAGCAGCUUCACCCCCAACACGCCGCACCACAGCAACGGUCACCUGCAGCACCAUCCCCCCAUGCCGCAGCCGGCGCACUACUGGUCAGUCCACGAUGAGUUUGCCUUUCAGCCGCCCAUAUCUAACCAUCCUGCUCCGGACUACUGGUGCUCCAUCGCCUACUUCGAGAUGGACCUGCAGGUGGGCGAGACCUUCAAGGUGCCGUCGUCGUGCCCCGUCGUGACCGUGGACGGCUACGUGGACCCGUCGGGCGGCGACCGGUUCUGUCUGGGCCAGCUCAGCAACGUCCAUCGCACGGAGGCCAUCGAGAGAGCCAGGCUUCACAUCGGCAAAGGCGUGCAGCUGGAGUGCAAAGGUGAAGGCGACGUGUGGGUGCGCUGCCUCAGCGACCACGCCGUCUUCGUGCAGAGCUACUACCUGGACCGCGAGGCCGGUCGAGCGCCCGGGGACGCCGUACACAAAAUCUACCCGAGCGCUUACAUCAAGGUGUUCGACCUGCGUCAGUGUCACAGGCAGAUGCAGCAGCAGGCGGCCACCGCUCAGGCGGCAGCUGCUGCGCAGGCGGCCGCCGUGGCCGGAAACAUCCCCGGACCGGGCUCGGUGGGAGGCAUCGCACCCGCCAUCAGUCUGUCAGCAGCGGCCGGCAUCGGCGUGGACGACCUCCGACGCCUGUGCAUCCUCCGCAUGAGCUUCGUGAAGGGCUGGGGGCCCGACUACCCUCGGCAGAGCAUCAAGGAGACGCCGUGCUGGAUCGAGAUCCACCUGCACCGCGCCCUGCAGCUGCUGGACGAGGUGCUGCACACCAUGCCCAUCGCAGACCCUCAGCCGCUCGACUGAACUCGCCACAAGAGAUGGGACUCUUUUUGCUUUUCGGUGUUCUCGUUCUCUUCAGGUGGGUUUUGACUUUUGACGGUGCUGUAGUGUGAACUCAAAAUAAUGCAUAUCAUCUGAAAGGACAAAAUGUGGCUCCAUCAGAUUGCUGGACUUAACCAGAGUGCUGCGUUUGCCACAAGAGGAACAUUUGUGGCUUUUAAUAAUUUUUUUUUUUAAACCCUUACUCUGGGAUUUAGUUGGUUUUAUAAUUGCUGUUUUACCAGCCACUUCAUUAGGUACACAUGUACCGUAUUAAAAGGCGCAGUCUCAGUUACGGGGUCUAUUUCUGUAUUUAACACAUACAUAAGGCGCACCGUAUUAUUGGGCGCAGGCAUGGUCAAACAUACGCUAGCUUAAAACAUACGGUAGCAUGCAUACACGCUAAAACAAUGUUUUUAAAAAGGCAACGGGAGCAAAACUGAGUUCGGUUGUACUUUAUUGAAGUAUUUAACAAUGUACUCAGGUUAUUUUUUGAUCAAUCCUCAUCUACAAAUCCAUCAAAGUCCUCAUCUUCUGUAUCCCAAAUGAACAGCUGGGCAAGUUCUCCAUCAAACACGCCAGGUUCCCUCUCGCCAUUGUCGGAGUCGGUCUCGUUGCCGUGCGGCUCCUCAGAAAUGAUGCCGGCUUGAUGCAAGCAUACACGUUAGCCCAAGCAUCCACAAUCCAUUCACAAAUGGUGGCGUAACUCGCCCGCCGCUGCCUCCCAGUCUUAGUAAAGCUGUGUUCGCCCUCUCCCACGCCGCUCGCAACUUCACUUUGAACGCCCCGUUUACACGGAUGUCCAGCGGUUCGUCAAGCCUCCCGGAAUGAUGGCAAGCUCCGAGUUAUUGCACUCAGUCCAAUGGUGACUGUAGAGACGCUUCUCCCGGCUGUUCUUUGCUACUUAAUCCAUUGCCACCUCGUCUUGCUUCCGCGGAAACUCAGCUUCGUCUUCUUGACUUGGCGAUGCUCGUUUUCCUGCUUCCUCCACUUGCGAACCACGCAUUCGUUGAUCUUGAAUUCCCUCGCGGCUGCUCGAUUCCCAUGUUCCUCCGCGUAACUGAUAGCUUGCAGUUUAAACUGUGCUUCGUAAGCGUGUCUCUUCGUAGGUGCCAUUUUCGGGGGUCCUUAGCCAAACCGAUGCACAUACCGGAACUAUAUACUUACUGAGGGCGUGUCUUUAUUGUCCCCCGUCACACGCACCCUUUACGUCCGCAUGCUGUCCUCAGUCACGUCUGCCUUCCUCUAUGUAAGCAGCGUGUCGACAGGAAAUGCUCCCAGUCAGUCAAGCGGAGCGCUCAUUAAAGUCACACAACAACAUUAACAGAUUUUGGAACUCGGUGCACAAAUAAGGCGCCCCGUCCAUUUUGGAGAAAAUUUCAGACUUUUAAUUGCACCUUAUGGUCGUGAAAAAUCUAACAUCAGUUAGUUAUAUAUUUUCAGAUGUAUGGUAAGGAGUAUUAAGGCCACAUUGUAAAGGACAAAAAAAAAAGUAUAACGAGAAUAAAGUCAAUUAUUUUUGAAUAAAGAUGGGGUUUUUUUUCUUAAGGUUGGUUUGUUGCACAAUAAAUUAGAAGUUAACAAGGGGGGGAAAUAAUUGUGGGUGAAAGUCAUAAAAUUGGAAGAAUAGUUGGAUAUUUUCAACUACAAGUUAUGUUAUGAGGACAAAGUGGCACUAUUAUGAGAAGUUUGAAUGUUACGUGGAAAAGAGACAAACUUAGAUCAGUUGAAUUGUAUCAGAGUGAAAGGCUCAACACUGAAUAGAAAAAAAAGGUAUCCGAGAUUGAACUUGUAAUUAUUUUAGGUGGAUUUUUUUUUCCCCUCGGGAAAUAAAGCAGCAAUAUUAUCAGAGGAUUAUAACGGGGAUUUAGGGGAGAAAAGUUGUAAAAUUGUAAGAAUAGUCGUAUCUUUAUAAGGAAAAAGUAAGACUAUUAGGAGAAAAAAAGAUUUUGAUCAGGCUGAAAUGCGCAAUAAGUUGACAAAAAAAGGUUACAGUUGGAAAGUGUUUUCCAAAAAGUCUUUUUUUUUUUUAAUGGUUGUGUGUGUGUCCCCAAGAUGUAAAGGGGUAAUAUUCCAAAAAUACAAUCAUUUUACAAGAGUACUAUAAUGAGAAUGAAGUUGGGAUUUUACAAUUACUGUAUAUGAAAGUUGUAUCCUAUUGAGAAAAGACUAAUUUGUUGAGUUAUCAUGUUGCGAGAAUUAAAUUAGAAUUUGAAGAUAAAAGUGGUAAUAAAAACACAAUAUUACGAAAGUAAAUUGAUUUGGGAGCAAAAAGUGCAGUGCUGCACCGCAGACAUUUGUAGUAUGAGAAUGUUAAUCUUAUGAGGGAAAAAAAGGUAUGAGGUCAAAUGGGAUGAAAGAAUUUUAUGAUAAAAGGUGUAAUUUAUUGAUUUUGAAUUUAUGUGAAAAAGGGAGUAAUAUUACGAGUGUAAGGGUUAGUUACGAGAAGGGAGUAAUAUUACAAGAAGUCAACAAAUGGUAAAACAACGAGAAGAAAGAAAAGCGAGUGUCAUUUUAGAAAAAAAGGUAAUGUGAUGAAAGUUGAGUUAGAAUUUUGAGGAAUCAAUGAAAAACAAGUGUAAUGAGAAUUACAGAAGGUGGUUUUAUUUGUAAAGGCAGAGUUUAACAUCUCGUUAAGAUUGUGUACCUAAUGCUGUGACAAAAUAGUAGCUGUAAAUCUACAUUUCCCAGCCAUUUUGAUGCUUUUCUUUUUUUUUUAACCGUUUUAUGAAAUGAAUUUUAUGUGUUUAGCACUUUGACUUUUUUAGCUGUGUAUUUGUAUUGGAACACUAAAGAUGCGAUUUUUGUUUUUCUACCUUUUCACCAACAUAACACACGAUGUUCCUGUUGUGGUUAGUCGGUUGUAUUAUUUUGUAAUCACUUGUGUAUGUAAAUAGAAAUAUAACCUUUGUAGUGCAUGCUGAUGUCAGUGAUCCCACAUUUAAACUCAAGUCACUAUUACAUGAAUAAAUCAAGUCAUCAGUGAUACAAACGA
Phyllopteryx taeniolatus (common seadragon) is the source of this 4870-nucleotide messenger RNA. Its product is annotated as mothers against decapentaplegic homolog 4-like. Gene Ontology annotation, cellular component: heteromeric SMAD protein complex. The record is from RefSeq and is a predicted model, not a curated record. Lineage: Eukaryota; Metazoa; Chordata; Actinopteri; Syngnathiformes; Syngnathidae. The coding region runs from base 328 to 1860 and encodes 510 amino acids. The transcript has 10 exons. Gene Ontology annotation, biological process: BMP signaling pathway; anatomical structure morphogenesis; transforming growth factor beta receptor signaling pathway. Gene Ontology annotation, molecular function: I-SMAD binding; RNA polymerase II cis-regulatory region sequence-specific DNA binding; DNA-binding transcription factor activity, RNA polymerase II-specific.